CUCGUGGCGGAGGAUGCCAAGUGGGCCAACCGCUGGGCCGCGUGCAAGGCCGCCCAGCUGCAGGUCACGGGCGAGGAGGUGCCGGCCUGGAUGAUGGAGAACGCCAGGAAGGGCGUCCUGGAGGCGGCCACGGAGAAGGCCGAGGAGCUCCAGGAGCAGAUCGAGGAGCUGGACGAGCAGAGGGACAGCGAGAUCGCGGUCGUGGGCGCCCAGGGCGACGUCGCGCUGGCGAGGGAGAGGAUGCUGGCCCAGAGCAGAGCCCUGCGCACCACCACGCUGAGCCAGCAGGCCAGCCUGCUCGAGGAGGACCUCGACGAGCUCGACCACGCCGAGGCGGCGGCCCGGGGCGGCGGCGCCGCUGCGCCCGCGGCCGCCCGCGAGCUGAGGCGCGCCGUGCGGAAGGCGACGAGCGCGGCCCACCUGAUCACCAAGAUGCUGGACAGGAAGAUGGAGAUGACCAGGGCGCAGGGCGCGUAG
Prorocentrum cordatum is the source of this 477-nucleotide messenger RNA. The record is from the annotation of a GenBank genome assembly. NCBI's taxonomy places the organism in Eukaryota, Dinophyceae, Prorocentrales, Prorocentraceae.